AAAUACUAUAAUACUUACUUACUAUUUCUUACUAAAUUAUUAGAAAAAAAAGCUUUUUUACUAAAUUUAAAAGCCUAGUUGAACCAAUUAGACAAGCCUCUUCACUACUUAUAUAAGCACAUACUAAGCAAAGACCAGAUAACUGCACAAUAACAUAUUCUAAGGUAUACUUUAUAAGUCAUGAGUCAUAAACUAUUAGCGAAGACGGAUAUUAUGAAAACUAGGACAAUAACGGAGGAAACUUGGCAAUAAAUUUAGAAUAAAUUGAAUGAUUUGAUCAUAAACAAUGAUAAUUUGAAUCAAGUUAUUCUGGAUAAAAAUAAAGAAAAUGAAAAUCUUAGAUAAACAAUAGAGAAACUUUAUAAUACUAACAAGCAAUUGCAAAAACUUAACAAACUAGUUCAGCAAAAUUAUUUAACUGAAAUAAAUAAUUAGAAGAAGCUAUAUGAAGAGGAGCAAUUAUACUCGGAUACACUUAAAAAAGAACUGCAAGAAAGCAAUAAAGAUAAAGAUUUGUGGAAGUUAAGAUACUUUUAGCUUGAAAAGGAGCUUUAAUAAAUAUCUAAUAUGGAAAAGGAGGUUCUAUAAUAUUUGCCACUUUAGCAGCAAUUUGAAGAGAAAUCCAAAAAUUAAGAAAGCUAAAUUGAAGCACUAAAUGCUGCUUUGGAAGAAAGAGAGUAAGAUUUGCAAAUAUUGAGGGAGUAAAUAAAAUAAUAAAAUACAAUAAAUAAAUAAAUUGAAGGCUCUAAAAAAGAGUAAGCUAAAAACAAUAUUGACAUUGAGUAGUUAAAGAGGGAAAACGAUGUUUUACUGCAAGCUUAAUUAGAAUAAAAAAAAAAGAUAGCUUAACUUGAACAAAUGAUUUAAAAUUUUAAUUUAUAAAAGUAACUUCAAAACUAAAAUUUAAUAGAAGAAUAGCAAAUGAAGUAAGAAAACUUGCCAAUUAUUUAGGUCAGUGAGAAGUAAAUUGAUGAAUAAAAAAAUAAGGAAUAAACCAGAAGGAAGAAAUUAAGCUUUAACACAGAAUCUGUGUCUGAUAAUAAUAAUGAAUCUAAUAUCUGUAUAGAAAAUUCUGAUGAUUAGUAAAAUAACAAAUCUUCUGCUAGACCUAGUAUCAAGCUAAAUUAAGUUUAAUCUCCACAAAACAGUGCAAGCAAAAAGUAGGAUUCAACAGGAGCUUUAGAUAAUUUAGAUAAAAAAAUAGAUUACUUGAUGAGAAAGUAAUCUCGAAAAGUUUCAUAAGCAUUCACAGAGUUAGGUUCAAUGCAAAAUUUAGGAUAAGAUUCUGGUAGAGGUGAUAAUAAUAAGAGUUCUAAUAAUACAUCUUUUUCAAGACCAUCUGGACCUAACUAAGCUAUGAGGAAGGAUACUUAAACUGAUGAAUUUGAAGAUCUAUUUGCACCUAGGUAAAAUGCUUCUUCUUUCAAUAGUACAUCGAAAUCUCCUAGAAACUUAUUUUUAAAUGCUGGAAGAUAGAAUGAAGAUGAUGAUAGAUUUAUGUAGACUUAUAACUAAGAAUAUCCUGCUAGACCAUUAAGCACUAGCAAAGUUAAAUAACAAAAUUAAAAUUAAGAUACUUACUCAAGAUUUAGCUUUUAAUAUGAAAAGGAAACUGAGAAUUAAAUUAGAAAUUAAGAAAUAAAUCAGAAUGAAUAGCAUGUUUUUAUGAAUAAUAAUGACUAGAAUACAGAUUUGGAUAACUAAUAGAUUAUUUAUAGAAAUAGCGAAGAUAACACAGAAGUGAAUAGAACUUAAGAAUUUUCUUGUUUGAUUGAAAAAAAUGAUGAUGACUUUUAAUCUAUGAAUGAUCCUAACAAGAAUAUUUUAAGAGAAAGCAUUAAAAUUUAAGAAAAUUAAUAAAAUAAUAGCAAUUAAGAUUAAAUAAGAAGAAGGAGCAAAGAACAAAUGGAAAAUGAAAAUAACCACGAUUCGUAACAAUUUAAUAAGAAUAAUGGAUUUUUAACUGAUACAGCUUUUAAUAUUGAUUAAUCUUAAAGACUUAGACUUUCGUCCGAAGAAUUAAUGUAAUAAAGAUAUUAAUUGCAGUAAUAAGAAGAGCCUUCUCCAGUUAAAAAGAAUUCAAGAAAUUUUAAAGUUGAGCAAAAAAAGAGACUUUCUUUCUAAAAAGAAUUGCAAAUUAAAGUUUACAAAAGCUAAAACAACUCUGAAGUAGAAGAUGAAGAUGAAUCAGCUGAAGAAGAUUAAAAUCAAAAAAUUAAUCCAAAGGAGAUAAGAGAGGCUCAAAUUAAAGCUACAAUUUAACAAGAAAAUAACGGAUAAGCAAAGUAUGAUAAUCAAAUAUUUAAUCCUAGCUAAAAUAGUUAGAAAAGAACAUCUGGAUAAUUUUAAUAAUAGAAUCUGAUAGAGGAUGAUCAGAUAAAUUAGAAGAAAGAUUUAACAUAAAAAUAGAAGGAGUUAGAGUAAAUAGAACAAAAGUAUUUAGGAGACUCAUAAUCAAAUUUGAAUUAAUAGAUAAAUAAUCAGCAAAUAAAUUAGUAGAUUCCAUAGUAGUUGUUAAAUUAAGAAGAUUUAGAAUAUCGUAAUUAGGAGAUAAGUGAACGUGCUAGGAUUUUCAAAGGAUAGGAAGUGCUUGAGAAUAGAAUUAAAGAAGAAAUAGAAAAGUAGCUUGCCUUAUAGAGAAGAAUUAACUUAAUGGAGUAAGAGAAACUUAAUAUGAUACUUCUUCUUUAACAGAGAUAGGUAGAGGUAGAUAAGGUUCAUAAGGAGGAAAUUAUUAUCCUUGAAUAAAAAAUAGAAGCUUUGGAAUAGAAUUAAAAUCAAAUGCAGAAUAUAAUUAUCUAGUAUUAGCUUGAAAAUCAAAGUGGAAAUGAAAAGGAAAUUGACUUAUAGCAUGAAAUCGAGACUAAAAAACUUAUUAUUUAAUAGCUGCAAGAAAAAAUUAAUAGUAUGCAAGAAAAAUUAGAUAAAUUUAAAAUAGUUUAGUAAUAAAUGAAAGAAUUAGACUCUUAACUUAAAGAAAAGAAAUCAGCAGUGUCAAAUUUAGAAGUGUAGGUGUCUUAAUUACUUAGAGAAAAUGAGAGAAUAAACGAAUAAUAUGAAAACUUACAAAAUUAAAUGACAAUUAAAAUGGUUGAUAAAGAAGAGCUUUUAAAAAAAGAUGAAGAGCUUGAAGAAGUUAAAAAAGUACUUGAAAAAAUCCCGUAGGAAUACCAAGAAAUAGUCCUAAGCAUGCAAAAAACAGUUGAUGAAAUAGAAAACAAAAUGAAAGAAGAGCAAAUUUCUUACUAGAAAAAAUUAUAAUAAAUUAACAAAAAAAAUUAAGAAUAAAUAAAUGAAAUGAGGGUUGACUUCGAUACUUAAAUGAUUAAACUCUAAACUACCUAAGAGUAAAUGUAAUUAUAAUUAAAUGAAAAGCAUCAAUAAAGCCUAGAUUUGCAAAGUCAAUCUCAAAUUCUCAAAAAUCAAAACGAAGAAUUAAAAAAUUUACUUAGACAAAAUCAAGAAUAGCACACAAGAUAAUUAGAAAAGAUGAACCUUUAAAGCUCUGAGAAAUUUGAAAGAGAGUUAUUGUAGCAAAGAAACUAGCUAACUUAAGAUAAACUGGAAUUGGAAAGAAAGAUAAUAGAAUUAAAGUCUUAGGUUGAAGUGGAUAAGAUGGAAGCAAGAAAACUUGUAGACCAAAUAGAAGAUUCUGAAAUUACAAUUAAAGAAUUAAAAAAUAAAGUUGAAUAGAAAGAAUAGCAGCUAUUGAUGCAGACAAGUACUUUUGAUGAAAAUAUAAUCUCUCUAGAGAAGAAAUUGAAUUAGUUAGAUAAAAUUAAUGAUGACUUGAAAAAAGUUAUCAGCCAGAAAGAUAAUGAAAUCAAAAGAUUAUAUAUAUCCAGAGAAGAGGAAUUAGCAAACUAGCAAGAGCUAGAGCAGUAGUGCAAAUCUCUUGAAGAAAUAUUCUAGCAAUUUAAAGAAGAAAAAACAUAAUAUGAAAAAAAGAUAAUGGAUUUAGUUGAUAAAAUAUUUGAUUUAUAACAGUAGUUAUCGGUAGCUACUAAAGAAAAGAAAGAAUGGUAAAAGCUGAAUGAUAAUAAAACAAAAUAAAUUGAGGAGUACUAGAAAAAAUUAGUUCACUUAAAUAUUGAUUUUAACUCUACAUAACUAGAAAUAAGUGUUUCACCAUAAAAGAAAGCUGUUGAUUCUGCUUUUUAGGAAAGUGCAUCUAAAUCUAAAAUGAUUUAGUUGGAUUUUGAUAUGAAUUAAUCUUAUAGUAAAUCAUAAAAUUUAAAUGGUUCAUUAAAAAAAAGUUUAAACUCAUCUUAAAGAGCAACUGCUCUUAACUCUAACAAUAUUAUAAACAGUAAAAAUUUGAAAAUUGAUGAUGAUAAUAAAUACUAUCAAAAUUAAUGA
Molecule: messenger RNA, 4359 nt
Organism: Tetrahymena thermophila SB210
Lineage: Eukaryota; Ciliophora; Oligohymenophorea; Hymenostomatida; Tetrahymenidae
Exons: 8
Source: RefSeq, a predicted model, not a curated record